Messenger RNA from Oncorhynchus kisutch (coho salmon), 3123 nucleotides. It is a transcript of the gene aggf1, whose product is annotated as angiogenic factor with G patch and FHA domains 1. Lineage: Eukaryota; Metazoa; Chordata; Actinopteri; Salmoniformes; Salmonidae. The transcript is spliced from 16 exons. The record is from RefSeq and is a predicted model, not a curated record. Gene Ontology annotation, biological process: vasculogenesis. Gene Ontology annotation, molecular function: protein binding; nucleic acid binding. The coding region runs from base 180 to 2432 and encodes 750 amino acids.
CGCUCUCAGCCAGCUGUGGCAUCUUGUACGGUGGAUGAUAGAAUGACGUUGGUUGAAAAAAUGGCGGCCACGGUCGAGGUGGAUUGUAAACACAUCAACUGUACCAAUUGUUGAUAUUCUUGGCGGAGAGAAACGAGGGCGUUCGUCCAAGCGAAGAAAACAAACGAAUCGCCAGAAGUAUGGCAACAAAUGGAGAGAAGGCGAGUGGAGGAGAGGAGGGGUCGGAUUCCGAGGUGGCUGAGCUUCGCCAGAAAGUAGAGUCUCUAAAGCAAGAACUGAAAAGCUGCACAAAAGAACUGACCAAAUUACAGAAACAACUGACCAAGUCUGAGAGUCUUCAGAAAAGCACAGAAGGCUACAAUGAAGACUUGAGGAAACAGGUCAACAAGCUUAGUGCAGAGAUUCAUGAACGAAAGAAAAAGGCGAAAGAGAGAGCUGAAGCUGAGACACAGACAGAGGAAUAUACCUGGUCAGAAACUGAUUAUUACAACUACUACUAUGGAGGAGGCUACUACCAGGGUGAUGGUGUGACUACAGACACCCAGGGGACCGUGACACCUGAGGGGCAGGAAGCCACUGAUGCCUCAGAGAUGACAGCUGCAGAAUCAACCACUGACACAGCUACAGACAUGACGACAGACAACGCCACAGCGAUGAUUACAGAUGUGUCUGUAGAGGGUGGUAUUACUGCCACUCAACCAGAGGAAGUGGAUACGGGCUCCAUAGCAGACAUGCUGAGAGCCACAGCUGAGCAGGCCAUGACACAGACUGGCUUUGUGUUUGAUGAGACCACAGGGAUGUACUACGACCACAGCACUGGCUUUUACUACGACUCGGCCAGUCAGUUGUACUAUGAUAACAACACAGGCAUGUACUACUAUUACGAUGCAGAGAGUGGCAAGUACCAGUUCCACUCCAGGAUAGAGGUUCCUACUGUACAGCCUGUCUCAGAGACCAGCCAGGUGAAAAAGAGCCUAGACAAGAAAGGAAGGAAGUGGAAGAAAGUUCCAGAGAGAACCGCCCGUCAGGAUGAUAAGGGCCUUGUAAAGGAGGAGCUGGACCUUGAUGAGUGGAUGGAGCGGCGAAUCCCGAAGAGGGGCACAGGCUCGCGCAGGCAUAGGGGCCGGUCGCUUACUCCAGACACUCAUCUGCAAAAAAAACGCUCCUUGAAGACUCGCCAGGCGAAGAGUGCCGAACGCUCCUUGAAGAGGAAGAAGAGGAGGGACGGGUUGCGCUCCGAUGAUGCGAGCAGCUCGAGGCGGAGGAAGAAGAAGAAGGCAAAAUCAGAUAAACUCAUCAAGAAAAAGAAGAAGGCUAAAGCAGCGUCUGCGUCGCAGAGUGAUGACUCGAGUGGGAACAAUGAUCCUGAGGAGGGGGAGAUCACGGAGUCGGAGAGAGAAUGGAAGUCUACCUCUUCCUCCCCUCCUCCCACAAUAUACAGCUCAGAGUCAGAGAUAGAGAGUCAGGAAGUUGCUGAGAAGGUGUGGCCACCCUGUGUGAGGGUGACAGUGGUCAGAUCUCCAGUGUUACAGACAGGAACACUCUUCAUCAUCACAGCUGACUCUCCAGCCACCAUUGGCAGGGAGAAGGAUAUGAACCAUGCCAUUAGUAUAUCUGAAAUGGGAGUCAGUAAGCUCCAUGCAGAGGUGUACUUUGACCAGGACCAACAGUGCUACAUGCUAGUGGACCAGGGAAGUCAGAACGGAACUGUCCUCAAUGGCAACCGAAUCCUACAGCCCAACGCUAAGUGUGACCCUUGCCCUCUGACCCAUGGGGAUGAGGUGAAGAUGGGAGAGACUGUUCUGUCCUUCCACAUCCACGCAGGGACAGACACCUGUGACGGCUGUGAACCUGGACAGGUCAUGGCUCACCUCAGCAAACACCAGAGGAACCAACCACUACAGACCGGUCCAGCUCCAACCAAAGAGGACAAGGAGCUGCUCCGACAGAAAGAACUGAAACAGAUGAAGGUUAAAUAUGGCCUGAAGAGCGCUGAGUAUGAGGAGGAUAAAGCCCUGAGGAACCCCAGGUAUGUGGACCGGGCCGAGUCUCGCCGUCAGACCGUGGGCAGCGAGGGAGUCUUUCAACGGGAUGACGCACCCGCCUCUGUACACGUUGAGAUCAGUGAAGUCAACAAGGGAAGGAAGAUGUUGGAGAAGAUGGGCUGGAAGAAAGGAGAAGGCCUGGGCAAAGAUGGAGCUGGAAUGAAAGACCCGAUCCAGUUAAAGAUCCGGAAGUCCCAGUCAGGCUUUGGGGCAGGAGCUGCUGUGUCGGUGGACGAGGCUGGGACUCUGAGUAGGACCAAGACCCAGAGGAACUGGGAGAAGGCCAGGGAGCGGUUUAAUGACACAUGCCAGACAGAGACACCCACAGUCAAGAAGGAGCAGAGCACAGCACCCAAACCCUGGGUUAAAGGAGAAGUGGCUGAGUGACAUCCAAUGUUUCUAGUCUAUAUCUCAGAAAGGCCAGUCACCCAAUCCACCAGGGAGAAGUGGGUAAUUGACUGCAGACGGACACACAGGGUGGUCUAAUUGCAUUAUCUUUACUGACUGAAUCCACGUCUUGGAAUGAGUAUGGUGCUGGUACUCAGAUUUUAUUCCAACCGCAAUAAAGUGGCAUAGUGCCAUCUGUCCAGUCAUUCAGAACUGUGCAGUGUGAACAUUAAAUGUGUGGGGUUUUUAUUUUAUCUUUAUUUAACUAGGCAAGUCAGUUAAGAACAAAUUCUUAUUUUCAAUGACUGCCUAGGAACGGUGGGUUUAAGUACGCAGAAUGACAGCUGUUUACCUUGUCAGCUCGGGGAUUCAAUCUUGCAACCUUUCGAUUACUAGUCCAACUCUCUAACCACUAGGCUACCUGCUGCCCAAGAGAGGGAUGGUGCAGAAGCAGAAUUGGGUUCUGCAUAAUUUAAUAUGCUAAAGAACCUUGUUCCUGCAAAUGUGUGACAUGUCUUACUCUUGAAGAAAAAGGAAUGUAAAGCAACAGUUUUUUGAGCAGCCUGUGAUAUCCACCGAAACUGUACCAUCAUACUUAAACUGUUGUUUUGAUUUUGUCUGCAGUACAAAAGGUAAUUAUUUUAGGCCUUUAUUUAAUUUGACAUUACAUUAAAUAAAGAAAGUGAAUCAA